AUGACUACCAUAGCAGACUUAAACUUUGUGCUGAACACAUUAGUUCAUGUACAACUAUGCUCCUUCGAGCCUCAUUCGUCGAACCGACAAUCGUCCAUUACUGACACACAAACGGAGAUGGAGUUGACCACACAAACCAAGGAGCUACGAAUGGACAGAGGGCAGCCUAAUACAUCAAACACGAACUAUAAACUUAAAUAUUUAAUCCGCAUAAUCUCUAGUGAUGGGUGUUCAGACUCCGCCAAAUCACACAGUAUCUCCCUCAAGAUGACGCAGGGGUCACGUUCGCAAUCUAGUUUGUUACGCCGCUGUUAA
Messenger RNA from Dicrocoelium dendriticum, 315 nucleotides. The record is from the annotation of a GenBank genome assembly. NCBI's taxonomy places the organism in Eukaryota, Metazoa, Platyhelminthes, Trematoda, Plagiorchiida, Dicrocoeliidae.